GAGGGGAUCAGAGGGUUGAGUGGUAAACUAUUCUACUUAUCAUAUUCCACUGAAAUACGACAUUGACCCCCAUUUUAGAAUUUAGACCCAUUUGGUCAAAGAUAGUGAAGGACAAUCUUGGGUUUUCGGAGCCAAAACUACUACUGUGUUUUUACCGAGGGUGUGGAGUAUUUUCCUUUGUUUAAAAGUUACAAAAUGGCGAAUUUUAACGUUCCUUUUACGAGACCCCACGAGUGGGCUUCUGUCUUCUGCUACCUUUUCCUCUCCAAGGUCCCCCAUCUACUCGUCCAUCCAUCUAAAGCUAAACCUCUCUGCCCUUCUCUCUCUCUCUCUCUCGCAGCUCAGGGAAAAACAAGAGUCAAUUACGAACCAAGAAAGAAACCCCCACAAACUGUGUCUUAGCAAGGCCCAAACCCUGCAAAACUGAAGACCCUCUCUCUCUCUCUCUAUAACAUAAGUGGGAUGAGUCAGAGAAGCCAAGACAUGGGGCUGAUCAAUCACCUUUGAACCCAGUAGUAAAAGAAGACCCCUCAAACCCCACCCCCACCCCACCCCCACCAAAUGGAACUAACAGAUUUGCAAAGCAACAAGCAAAGCAACACUACCACCACUCGCCACCAUCAGCAACACCAACACCAUCAUCAUCAUCACCCACAACAAAACCAGUCCUCUAAUUCCCACCUUGUGGCCCCUUUUGAUGGCAGAUCGGGAGGACCCUUCAUGGGCUCCAUCUCCAUCCAAGCUGGCCUCUCCACCCACGGUGGUUCAUCCACUUCCUCUUCUUCCUCUUCUUUGUCCUCCGCCUCCACCUCUUCCUCUCCCUCCUCCUCCACUGCCCCUCCUCACCUCGUCGACGCCUCGCUAGCCAUCGCUACCAGAUCCGAAUCCCAACCCUCCACCCGAUCCGCACCCCUCCUUGACUCCAUAAAGAAGAGCCCAAGCCAACAGAAUCAACAGCUAUCAAUCGUACCCACUACAACGACAACAACAGCUACCACAACGACCACCCCAGUAAAGCGAUCCACCAAGGACCGGCACACCAAAGUCGAUGGCCGAGGCCGCCGCAUCCGAAUGCCGGCCACGUGCGCUGCCAGGGUCUUCCAACUGACGAGAGAAUUGGGCCACAAGUCCGACGGCGAGACCAUCGAGUGGCUACUACAGCAGGCCGAACCAGCAAUCAUCGAUGCCACCGGGACUGGUACCAUCCCAGCCAAUUUUUCCACUCUCAACGUCUCGCUUCGCAGCAGUGGUUCCACGCUCUCGGCCCCGCCUUCAAAAUCUGCUUCUCAUUCCUUUCACAGCGCUUUGGCUCUAGCUCACCAUCCUUACCUUGAAGAAGGAUUCGGUCAUCCUGCUUUUUUAGGUUUUCAUCAGCAGCAGCAGCAACAUCUUAUGACAGCAGAUCAAAUAGCAGAAGCGCUUCCUAGUGGCGGAGGCGGCGGUAGUGGCGGUGGUGUCGAGAGCGGAGGUGGCGGAGAUUCCACAGAGAAUUAUAUGAGAAAGCGCUUCAGAGAAGAUCUAUUCAAGGAAGAUGUUCAUAAUCAACCGCAAGGUAGCGAAAGUGGAGGUGGUGGAGACGGCAAUUCACCUUCAGGGAAUAAGCAUUUCAAGAGUAGCUUACAAUUACCGAAAUCGCAAGUACAGGAUCAGGCAGGAUCUUCUGGGCUGCUUAGGCCUUCCAAUAUCCUGCCUGGAACUGCCAUGUGGGCAGUGGCACCAGCACCCAGCAGCGGUGCAGGCAGCACAUUCUGGAUGCUGCCCGUGACCGCUGGUGCCGGUGGCCCAUCCAUCACCACUACCGCCGCUUCUGGGGCUGGUCCUUCAGAAUCGCAUAUGUGGACUUUUCCCCCGGCGCCAACCGCGAGCGGGAACACAUUGCAAGCACCACUGCAUUUAUUGCCGAGGUUCAAUCUUCCGGGCAGUCUUGAAUUCCAAGGAAGUAGAGCCAAUCCUCUACAGCUGGGUUCCAUGUUAAUGCAGCAGCAGCAGCCGCCCUCUCAGCAUCUUGGGCUAGGCGUGUCAGAGUCCAAUCUGGGGAUGUUGGCCGCUCUUAAUGCUUAUUCUAGGGGUAGUUUGAAUAUGAAUUCUGGCCAUCAAAAUCACCCAUUAGAGCAUCAUCAACACCAGCCUCAAGCUACUGAUAGUGGAGAUGAAGGCCCUAAUAGUUCUCAGUGACAGUCACAAUAUACGACUUGAUCAGUUGCUCUAAUAAUAUAUAUAUUGUGUAUAGAACAGCUUGAUUUGUUUCCUUUUUCUUCCGUGCGAUGGGGUCAGGAGCUAGAGAUUGUUGGCUUUGUUUUGCAGAGUUGGAAGCUUAAAUUGCGAUGAGUCGAGUUCUUCAAAAUUCAAUCAAUCAUCGUCUGAGGAGAGUGGCUCCUAGUUCUCAUUCUAGCGUUCUUUGAGUUUUAAGUUUCUUCUUAUAAAUUUUUUGUACUGGUUUUGGAUUUGUCUAGAUUGAUGUGGAGUGCGAGAUGUAAUUUGUUAGCUAAUUUGGUCCAAACGGACAAAAAGGAACAGGCAGAGUGAGAUUGUAUAGGAGGAUAUUAAUUCGUUCGUGUUCAGUAUUGUUAUUUGCUUUGUUUGUGUGAGAAAAUGAAAAAGAAAACAGGAAGAAUGGAAAACAGCCAAAGGGUAAAAUUCUGAUCUUUUUGGGUUAAUAUAGCAUGUUUGACCAUUCUUGUUUCUUUUUAUUUUUUUUUUCAGGAAAGCAUCUUCUUUCAUUCUCGUUGCUUUCAAAACACACCGAGAAACAUGAGCAAUAAUAUUUUCAAGUUCUUUUUCAAUCUCUGUGAGAUGAAGAGGAGCAUUAGUUGCCAGAUAACUAAACCUCGGCGCCUGUGGUUCUUAAAGAAAUGAAAACAGACGGAGCAGAAAGGACAAUGAAAGAAAUGCAGCAAAGCAGCAGUAAGUAACUUAAGGCCCUUUAUGUAUGAGAGAUAGGGAGAGCUCCAAUGGAGUACAAAUAUCCUUUGACACACGAAAGAGACUAGACAUACCCCAAGAGUUUACUCACCACCACCUUUCUUUCUGUGGUUGUAAAGACAGAUCCAAACGGGCAUGUCAGGUGGGUUUUAUAACCUGCUACUUUUCUUUCUUUCUUUCGGUUUUUUCUUUUUUCUUUUUUCCCAUAGCAAUGUUCCCUUCUGAUACGUGGAAACCACAACAAAAUGCAUGUGAUAAUGAUGGUAUUACGUGCAUAUAAGAAUAUAUUUCUAGCUGCUUUCUUUCAAGCAGAGCCGUACAUCA
Carya illinoinensis is the source of this 3246-nucleotide messenger RNA. Its product is annotated as transcription factor TCP8-like. Gene Ontology annotation, molecular function: sequence-specific DNA binding; DNA-binding transcription factor activity. Bases 562 to 2175 code for a protein of 537 amino acids. Lineage: Eukaryota; Viridiplantae; Streptophyta; Magnoliopsida; Fagales; Juglandaceae. The record is from RefSeq and is a predicted model, not a curated record. Gene Ontology annotation, cellular component: nucleus. The transcript has a single exon.